Messenger RNA from Lutzomyia longipalpis, 2122 nucleotides. RefSeq names its product involucrin. The transcript has 4 exons. The record is from RefSeq and is a predicted model, not a curated record. Bases 407 to 1996 code for a protein of 529 amino acids. Lineage: Eukaryota; Metazoa; Arthropoda; Insecta; Diptera; Psychodidae.
GGUUCUCCGUCGCGUUGUGCUUUAGAGCCAAUAUAAGAGCUACCCAGCUGUUGUGGAGUUGCAGUUUAAAAGCGCGCCGUUUCCGCUCAAGACGUCUCAACAUUCGUGGAGCUUUUAGCACCGUAAAUUACGUAUUAAUAUAUUAUAUUAUUUCCUUGAGAGUCCCCUCUGUGCGCAUGAGGAGCUGGGUCUGCGCAACAAGUGCCGUCCAGUGCGUGUCGCGAGGUAGUGUGUGCACGACUGUGGGUUAAGCAAAAGCUCGCAAUUGGGAUUAACUAGAGCAUACGAUAAAUGUGUGAUAUUGGAGUGUAAAUUGGAUUUGUUUUUUUCUUCUACUGCCAUCGCCAACGACCUAGCCAAUUAGUGGAAAUCAUCCCAUUUUUGGACACAGCAACAAGGAUAAAAUAUGGCUAAAGUGUUUCUUGUGAUUGCACUGGCAUUCGUGGCCACGGGCGUGCUGGUGGAAGCCAAGAGUGGAGACAGGAAGAAGGCCUUUUCAGGCAAACCAACCAAGACACCCAAAUCCGUUGUUGAUUUAUUCAAUGGGCUUCCGGAGGAGGAUAUAAAAUUCCUCAAGGAGCUAGAUAAGCAGUUUAAAGUUCACGGGGAUACUAUUAAAAUUCGCAUUGAGAGGGACAAUACAACAGGAACAACACAAGGAAAGAAUUCAAAGAGAACCAUCGAUGGUGAUUUAGGAUACGGUUACCAUCGCAAUCAUCGACCAGCUGGACCGAAUUUCUACUUCUCGAAGCCUAAAUUGGAAUUCUACCCGUACUCCCAGGAAGAUAUCCCUCCACUGCCUCAUCCAGCGCAGCAUCAACUUCAGCAGCAUCCACUUCAUCACAGGAACAGGCAACGAUUGAACUUCCAUCCAACGAGACAUCAGCCACAUCACUAUGGACACACUGCUGUUGAGAUUCAAGCAUCUCCUGGCUAUGAAAUCCACGAGAAUACAUUUGAGCAUCCACCACCACCUCCACAGCAACCCUACCAUGCGGAUUUCCAGCAACCAGCUGCCUACCAUCAUGCAGAGCCUGUGAUUGUGCUCAAGAUUCCCGGGCCACAGAAGUACGCAGCCCAUUUGCGUGUCCUUCUUCAGCAGUAUCUCGAAGUGCGUGCUGCACAAUUCCUCCAGGAGUUGCAGCAACAGGAAUUACACCACCAGGAGCUGCAGCAUCAAGAACAAGUCAAUCAACAUGGGAAUGCCAUUCAGGAGACAUACGUUGAAGAACACAUUCCAGAAACCAAUGGACACACCUUGGCUACAGCUCAAGCUGGAACACCACAUGACGCCUAUGGUCCACCAGGACAUGACCAACAAACAACUUAUGCACAUCCAGAACAUCCUGAAGUACCCCUAGCUGAAGCUUAUGGAGCCCCACAGCAAGAGCAGGCAAUCUAUGAUGCACCACAACAGGGACAAGCUGUCUAUGAAACCCAUGAGAUUCACUAUGAACCCCAACAAGCAGUGUUCAUCAACCAAGCUCUCUAUCAGAAUGAUCCACGUGCAGCUUAUCAGGGUCCAGCCUACCUUCCAAAUACCGCCGAACAACCGGCAGAGCAGCAGCAAUUCUACUAUCAGCAACAACAGGAGCACCAUCAUGCCGAAGAUGAUUUGCCAUCGUCUGAGAACUACCCAAGUGAACAGCAUACGAGGGUGAUUUUCACGAAAGAACUCCACAAAGGAUCAACGCCCAAGUCAACACAAGUAGAGUACCAAGAAGAGUAUCAAGCAGCACCCAUUGAGCAGCACUCCACAGUCACUCCACUGGCCUUCAGGACACAGGAAUACUACCAACCACAUGAGGUGGAAAUGGACGAUGUUGUGGCCAUCACGCAGAAGCCCUUCAACUACCAUGCUCACGUCUCAAGUACGACACUGAGUCCGCCUGCUAAACGGGACGUUCCACCCUACACAGAGGAGCAAUUCAAGAAGCUCAGCAAACUCGUGCAUAAGCUGAAGAGGAAGCAGGAGGUAACGGAGGAGAGCAAUUGAGCAACACCACCCCCGCGUGUAUAUAGAAAGUCUCUCUAAGCAUUUAUUUAUUUUUCACCUCCCUCGUAAAUAGGUCAACUACUUUGUAAGGACUAAUGAAUAAAGAACAUCUUUUGUACAGACAAA